Messenger RNA from Bicyclus anynana (squinting bush brown), 918 nucleotides. Its product is annotated as 15-hydroxyprostaglandin dehydrogenase [NAD(+)]-like. Gene Ontology annotation, cellular component: cytoplasm. Gene Ontology annotation, molecular function: oxidoreductase activity, acting on the CH-OH group of donors, NAD or NADP as acceptor. NCBI's taxonomy places the organism in Eukaryota, Metazoa, Arthropoda, Insecta, Lepidoptera, Nymphalidae. The record is from RefSeq and is a predicted model, not a curated record. The transcript has a single exon. Bases 96 to 848 code for a protein of 250 amino acids.
GCUGUGUAUAGAACCUUUGACACGAUACCAUCUGUAUUUAUAGGCCGUUCCCGUUAGGGACUUGUCAAUCGUGUGCAAUAAUUCGCGAAGAAAACAUGGCUCGGGAUUUGAAGAACAAAGUCGUUGUGAUCACCGGAGGUGCAGUGGGCAUCGGUUACGAAAUAGCUGACAGAUAUUUACAAAAAGGCGCUAAAGUUGCAAUCCUACUCGACAUUGCUGAAGCACAAGGUCUGGAAUCAAGCAAGAGUCUUUGCACAAAACACGGUGCGAACAGAGCUGUUUUCAUGAAAUGCGAUGUCACGAAAGACUUGGAUACUGUGUAUAAUAAAAUUAUAAACACCUACGAAACUGUUCACGUUCUGAUAAACAACGCAGGCAUUCUCAACGAUCAUUUAGUCAAGAAGACAAUAGAUAUCAACGUUCAAGCUUUGAUCGAUUGGUCGCUCAAGUUCUGGCAGCACAUGAGGACGGACAAAGGAGGAAAGGGUGGCACGAUCAUAAACUUAGUAUCAAUUUACGGAUACAGAGUUGACCAGUACCUCCCAGUGUACCAAGCGUCGAAGUUCGCAGUGAUGGGUUUCACGAAAUCCCUGGGACAUACGUACAACUACAAUAGAGCCGGAGUAAGAGUGUUGGGAAUCUGUCCAGGGUUCACUGAUACUGCUCUGGUACAUGAUCCUAAAACGUGGGAUGAUGAAAGCAUAGCCAAAGAUUUUGGCGUGUUCGUAAAGAAACAGCUAUGGCAGAAAGUGGAUUCGGUCGGUAAAGCAGCUGUUGAUGUAUUCGAGAAAGCUAACAGUGGAACAGCCUGGCUCAUAGAAGGGGCAAAGCCAAUUGUCGAGGUAUAAGUGAUAAUAUUUGCUUUAUCUUGUCUUAAUGUUAUUGAUUGUUAUUACUUAAUAAAUUUACUUUCUAAAU